ACUAUUGAUCAGAGCGCAUUAACUUAUAGUUAGGUUAUGCAAUAUAUAUUUACAUAAUUAUGAAUUCAACGUUAGGAAAUUUGACAAAUUCAGACGAUUCGUUUGAUAGAUAUCAAUUCGUUAACGAGACACCAGGCGUUGCAAUACCUAUCUUGAUAACACUGGUGUUAGCCGCUUUGUUUGGAACAUUUGGAAAUGUUCUUAUUCUAAUUACUAUUUUCACAACAGAAAAGUUGCACAGAUUGGAAUGUAUUUUCAUGGCAAACCUUGCAAUAUCUGAUAUGUAUGUUACCACAUUAGCAGAUCCCCUUAGUAUUGUUGGAAAACUUGAGGGAGAAGAAUUCUUUGAUAACCUACCAGGAUUUUGUCAGAUUAUAGCUUUUGGAUGUACGAUAGCAUGUGUCAACUCAUUAGGAAGCAUCGCCCUACUUAGUUUUAAUAGAUAUAUAUACAUCUGUCAAAAUAAAUUAUACUGCAAAAUCUUCAAAAAGAAGACGUGCAUAUUGAUGUGUUGUUGUCUUUAUUCCGUUGGUUUGUUGCUCGUGUUAUUAAACUUUGCGGGGAUUGGUGAUCACUCGUUUGAUAGAAAAAGCCUCGAAUGUAUUUGGGAUAGAAUGGAAACAUAUCCAUACACAGUCGUGUUUUCUGUAACUUUAGUUUGGGUUCCUGUUGUUGUUGUGGGAUUUUCAUAUCUAAGCAUAUUUUUGAAAGUUAACAGAUCCCGAAAGAAAACAAAGACUGCAAGUUCAAGACGUACGGCGUCAUAUUCGAUAGGACUUGCUAAAACAUUGUGCAUCAUAUAUAUAAUUUUUGCUGCAUGUUGGAUUCCUUAUGCGCUUCUCAUUGUACUAGACAGAGAUGAUUCGUUCCCCCAUGAGGUACAUUUAUACAUAACAGUAUGGGCACAUCUCCAUCCUUCCAUAAACUGGCUUGUUUAUUAUUUUACCAAUACGAAAUUCGAAGCUGCUUUUAAUAGAAUUGCUCAUCUUGAUGUAUGCUUUGGAAGAUGUAAAAAAUCAAAAAGAGAGGGAAAUGAAUCAUCAACAACAAGUGGUGGACUUUCUACAUCCGAGACAAAUACUACUUUCAAAAAACCUCUGUCGUCUAUAGAAAUAUCUGGUAACAGAAUGAACGACUAUACAAUCUAAAGAAAAGCUGUAUCAUUUAAACGUAAUUGUAGGCAUGUAAAUGACAUACGUUCACAAAAUAUUGUAACUUUUAGCAAUUUUUUUUUAUAAUUAUAUGUAUAUAAGAUCCAAAUAUGUUUUUGUG
Molecule: messenger RNA, 1272 nt
Organism: Mytilus trossulus (common blue mussel)
Lineage: Eukaryota; Metazoa; Mollusca; Bivalvia; Mytilida; Mytilidae
Product: melatonin receptor type 1B-B-like
Exons: 2
Coding region: 60-1148 (362 amino acids)
Biological process (GO): phototransduction; G protein-coupled receptor signaling pathway; cellular response to light stimulus
Cellular component (GO): plasma membrane
Molecular function (GO): G protein-coupled photoreceptor activity
Source: RefSeq, a predicted model, not a curated record